AUUUUAUGAACUAAUUUAACUUUAAAAGUCAAUUUCAUGGUUCAUUUUUAAUAGCCACUUAACUUUCUUCAUUAAAUGUAAAGUAAGGAUUUUGAUUAGCACUCGAUUUUAUUGGCUGAGGCACAAUGAAACUGGAAUUUUCCUAUUUUCAACUUCUUUUAAUAAUUCUUUAUUUGAAUUAUGUUAAAUUAGUACCCGACGAAUACUGCCUCUCCCCCCUUAACCGGAGUGACUGCGGGACCCCCCCGACCCCCGUGUUCUCAUACUUUAAGUACGGGUCCCGGUGCGAGAUCGAGACCUGGCGCGGCUGCCCCACAGAUAAUAUGUUCGAAAACGAGUACCACUGCUCGCAGUACUGUAUAGGGAUGACGAAGUACUAUGGACGGGAAAAAGGUAUUUCCAUAGAAGACUUAAGUUUUAAAGAACUUGAGGACGUAAAUAAGAUUCUUCAUGAAAUCGAUGACAUGGAUGACGAAGCAAAAGAAAAAUUGGAUUAUGUAUCUCCUGCUGGCAAACCGGCUACCAAAACUACAGUUAAAGUCAAAACAAAGGAUACAAAAACUACAGUUGAAGCCAGAACGGAAGAGGAUGAACCAGAAGAAGAAUAUGAUGAACAUGAUAUAGCUAGAACAACACUGGUGCGUUUGACACAAUACCCUGUUACAGGUGAUAUAACCGACAUAACGCCAGCUCUAAUACUUAGACAAAAAAAGAAGAAUGCGUAA
Molecule: messenger RNA, 725 nt
Organism: Cydia amplana
Lineage: Eukaryota; Metazoa; Arthropoda; Insecta; Lepidoptera; Tortricidae
Exons: 3
Coding region: 126-725 (199 amino acids)
Molecular function (GO): serine-type endopeptidase inhibitor activity
Source: RefSeq, a predicted model, not a curated record